ACACUCAGUUGCUUCGGAUGAAAGUUUUUCUAAACACAAGUGUUUUCUGCAUAGUGAAAUCUGGUUCGAAUUUCAUUGUUUAUACCCCGAUCUGUUGUAAUGAACUGCAAGCAUAAAAAAGAACGACAAUCGGAAUUUAGCGAAAUAUAGCACCUUAGAAAUAAUUUCCAUACGGACAGACGAGGAAUCUGAACAUUUAAUAUUGUUUUCUAGACGUUUCAUAUGAGGGUGGAUUGUGAUUUGUGCUCAAAGUGUGUAUUUCGCCGAAAAUGAUGAAAUUACUGCUAUAUGGUCGGCAAUUACACUUGCUUCUGUACAUAAUAAUUGCUGCCGGAUGUAUCGGAGCUGCAAAACAACGAAAUGAGGAUUGCACCGCUGUUGCAAAAGAUGAAGAAACACUACUGGUAUUCUCUACAUUGGGUGGCGGACUGACUGCCAUCGAUCCGCUGUCGGGCGAAACUCGGUGGUCCAUUGCGGACGAACCUGCUAUUAGAGUGCCGUCGUUGUCACAAAUGAAUCGACACUAUUUGCCGGAUCCAAGAGACGGGAGUUUGUACACGUAUCGCAAUCCCGAGGGAGGAUUGAAAAAAUUACCAUACACCAUUCCCCAACUGGUUGCCAGUGCGCCGUGUCGAUCAAGCGAUGGAAUACUCUACUCGGGAAAGAAAAGUGACGAUUGGUUCUUGAUCGACCCGAAAACCGGACGGCGCGAGAGAGUGCUGGGCUUCGGUGCGCCUUUAGAGCGGGAUAAGGCGGACUCGAUUGGUUGGGCAACCUCGCGGGCAGUUUAUCUUGGCCGAACUCAGUACACUGUCAUGAUGUACGACAGUAUGUCAUCCGAUAGGGACUCGAGGCCUUGGAAUGUUACUUUCUUCGAUUACACAUCACACACGAUGGCGCCAGAAUUGACGAAGGAAUAUGAGUUUCUUCAUCUGACGAGUAGUUCGUCCGGCCUUACGGCAACUUUUGAGCAGAAAAAAGGAACUCCUCUUUGGCAGAAAGAUCUGUCCAGCCCUAUUGUAGCUGUUUUCCUUCUUGGUUCCGAGGGUUUGCUGAGUAUUCCGUUUCAAACAGUGUCGGACGAAGUGCUGCAAGAAAUUAACGAACGUGCCCAGGAUGGAAAUUUUGACAAUUUGAAAUUAUUUCCGGCUGUUUAUGUGGGAGAAGUGUCCAACAAUAUGUACGUGAUCCCUUCGCUGGUGGACAAAAACACUGCGACUCUCCCCUCGGAACCCACUGUUAACCUUCUCGGUGGUCCCAAAUUGAAGGCAACCGGCGAACUUUCCGGUAAAGAAUUAAUUGCGACGGAAACCACCCGCAUUCAGAAUGAUAACAUUAUCAUUCUUGGUCACUACCAGCCUCCCAAAACUGACGACAGUUUAAAGUUGGAUAUUUCGCCUGCAUCCCCGGCCAGAUUUCAUAAGGAUGAUCAGCUUUCGACCGUGCUCUUGGAGUUUAAUGGAAUAUCAAAGAAGGUACAGGAAACAAAAACCAUUGGAGUUCAAACAGAGGACAGUGAGCUGCGACUGAAUGAAACUGUCAUUAGGCGUGACAUCAGUUUGAAGGGACUGAUUGGAAGAAUGGUUUUCGAUGUGAAAACGUGGUUGGAUAGUCAACCGAACAAGCUUCCGACGGUGAUGUUUGUGGCACUGUUCGGAAUUGUUGUGUUUGGUUUUUGGUAUUUCCACAUGCAGAUGAAGGCUUUGCAAGAGCAGAGUCAAAAUGGAUCACAAACAAAUUCAAACAGAAGCAGUGGUGGCACUUACGCUGAGCCAAUCGAUUUUGGUGAUGGGGAAAUACAGGUCGGGAAAAUUGUUUUCAACACCCAGAAUGUGUUGGGGAAAGGAUGUGAGGGGACGUUUGUCUUCAGAGGAUCGUUUGAGAAACGUGAAGUUGCCGUUAAGAGGAUUUUGCCAGGUUGUUUCACACUAGCGGAUCGGGAGGUCGCGCUAUUGAGGGAGAGUGAUGCACAUGAGAAUGUUGUGCGAUAUUUCUGCACCGAACAGGACCGACAGUUUAGGUAUAUUGCUGUGGAGCUAUGCGCAGCCACUCUGCAAGAUUAUGUCGAUGCAAAAUCGGCCGAUACCUUACAGAAACAGAUUUCUGUGCUGGAAGUUCUUUAUCAAGCUACAAAUGGUCUUAUGCAUUUGCACUCAUUGAACAUUGUGCAUCGAGAUAUCAAACCACAGAAUAUUCUUCUAUCAUUGCCGAAUAAUCAAAAGCGUGUUAAAGCCAUGAUAUCAGAUUUUGGUCUUUGUAAGAAACUAAAUUAUGGAAAAGCUAGUUUCUCACGGAGAUCUGGAGUUACCGGUACUGAUGGUUGGAUUGCGCCAGAAAUGCAGCGUGGACAUCGCACUACAACUUCAGUUGAUAUUUUUUCACUCGGUUGUGUGUUCCACUACGUUAUUACUAACGGACAACAUCCGUUUGGUGAUAAUCUAAAACGACAAGCAAACAUUCUGUCCGAUGAAUAUGAUCUUCGAACACUACACAAGGAAGGUGUGCCCAGUAAACUUUCAACCUUAGCAGAGGAGUUAAUUGCGGAUAUGAUUAGCACAGAUCAGUCCGAGCGGCCACCUGCCGCUGCUAUUCGCAAUCAUCCCUUGUUUUGGAGCAACGAACGAAUUUUAUCUUUUCUGCAAGAUGUCAGUGAUCGGGUUGAGAAGUUGGAUAUUCUCGUGGAACCUUUGCGAACGUUAGAGUGCAACGCACGGUUUGUUGUGCGGGAAGACUGGAGCUUACAUCUGGAUCAGGGAAUCACAAAUGACCUGCGCAAAUACCGAGGCUAUCAAGGUUAUAGCGUAAGAGAUUUGCUAAGGGCGUUGAGAAAUAAAAAGCAUCACUAUCAUGAACUGACGCCCGAGGUUCAACGAGUCCUUGGCUCGAUACCUAAUGAUUUCACCCACUAUUGGAUCGAUCGAUUCCCUCGACUUGUUUCGCAUACAUAUCAUUCGCUAGUGGACCAUUCGCAUGAGCCAAUCUUUCGGUCGUAUUAUGACGAGGUUGGCUACCGAUUCACGAAACCUGCUUACUUCAGCGAGAUAGGUAACGAUAAUUUCGAUUUGAUCCGGUACUAUGAGGGGGCACAGAAAAUGAAAGCUAGUCAAAGCCCCAAGCGGAAACCGAUGCAGCAGGAAGCGGACUCGCCACAGAAAAGCACUCGUCGGGGAACAUACAACUUCGGCAGAUACGCUACGAUGAGUACUUCGUUUAUUUCUCGCGAGCAGAUGAUUGGUGGUAAGGCUGGUACGGAGACAGCUGAUGGUAAUAGAAGUCAAGAGGCAGAACCACCAGUAACUUUGGCGGACGGAGUAGAAAACGUCGAUAAAGAUGAUUUUGUGAAGGUAAACUACAAUAAUCACAGAAAAAAGUCGAACGCCAAUAAUGCGAAUGUGCGACGGAGAGAAAAUGCUAAAAUCACGUGGAAUUUACAGGCAGCGCUGUUAGAUGAGUAAGUUUUUGUUGUUGUAAUUCAUGUGUGUAACAUAGUAGAAUCGGUUCGGUCUCUAUUUUUAAGAAGAUUAAUUCCUUUGAAAUCACUAGGUUUUUUUUGUUCGACGAUAAGAUUUUUGUCUUGUAUAUAAUUCUACAGUACAGUUUUAUUAUUUACUUCUUUCUCUAGCGCUUUGGGUGAAUAUGACGUAUUUGGUACGUUAUUCAAAUGGAGACAAUAUUUAACAUGUCCAUGUUUACAUGAUUGAAAAAUGAAUGAUUCAAUAAAUGAAUUCAUAUGUAAAAUUCACUGUUUUCAACUGCCAACAAAAUUGAAUGUUCUCCAAGCAUUUUGUGAGAGUGCAUUUGCACUCAAAGGGUUAGGCUGCUCUACCUCCAGUGCUACAACUCCAGUGAGUUGUACUCUCACCAUGUGUUUAGAAUAUACUUAUCUUGGAAUUUUGGUAGGUUUCUUAUUUUAAAGCCAAAAAACUAUUAUGUUUUACCGUAAGAAUCAUCCCCAAACCAUUAAUUGCCGAUGUAACAAUGUAAUACAUUGAACACUAGAGCUUCAUUGAAUGAAUGCACCUGAAACGCAUUGGUCGCUGCUGCAAAAUAUAAUUGUGUUUUAUACGCAUGUCAUACCCUCUCGGAAGCUGGAAAGACCACCAAGAGAUGUAGGUUCAGAGAAUGAAAACUAGGCACUGAAAAUACACACACACGUGUAAACAAAUAUCUGUGAUAUCUUUGCUAAAUAAUUGAAUUUUGAGAUCGUAGCGUUACAGUUGUAAGUGGGUAAUAUAAUUAUGUUUCGGAAUAGAAGUACAAUUCAAUACAACAAAUACAAUUCAUCCAAUCACAAUAGAUAUGAAGACGAUAUUGUUUGAGUGUAAAAUACAAUACCAUUUUAGUCAUGUAAUAGA
Molecule: messenger RNA, 4355 nt
Organism: Toxorhynchites rutilus septentrionalis
Lineage: Eukaryota; Metazoa; Arthropoda; Insecta; Diptera; Culicidae
Gene: Ire1
Product: serine/threonine-protein kinase/endoribonuclease IRE1
Exons: 4
Coding region: 270-3455 (1061 amino acids)
Biological process (GO): mRNA processing; protein phosphorylation; IRE1-mediated unfolded protein response
Cellular component (GO): IRE1-TRAF2-ASK1 complex
Molecular function (GO): RNA endonuclease activity; ATP binding; protein serine/threonine kinase activity
Source: RefSeq, a predicted model, not a curated record